AUGAUGGUGCACUGUGCCGGCUGCGAGCGGCCCAUCCUUGAUCGCUUUCUGCUGAACGUGUUGGACCGCGCGUGGCAUAUCAAAUGUGUUCAGUGCUGCGAGUGUAAAACCAACCUCUCAGAAAAGUGCUUCUCACGCGAGGGAAAGCUCUACUGCAAAAAUGACUUCUUCAGGCGAUUUGGCACCAAAUGCGCCGGCUGUGCGCAAGGCAUCUCGCCCAGCGACCUGGUGCGGAAAGCCCGGAGCAAAGUCUUCCACCUCAACUGUUUCACCUGCUUGGUGUGCAACAAGCAGCUGUCCACCGGGGAGGAGCUGUAUGUGAUCGACGAGAACAAGUUUGUGUGCAAAGAUGACUACCUGAGCUCCUCCAGCCUCAAGGAGAGCAGCCUUAACUCAGUGUCAUCCUGUACGGACCGCAGUUUGUCCCCGGAUCUCCAGGACCCACUACAGGACGACCCCAAGGAGACGGACAACUCGACCUCCUCAGACAAGGAGACGGCCAACAACGAGAACGAGGAGCAGAACUCCGGGACUAAGCGGCGGGGCCCGCGCACCACCAUCAAAGCCAAGCAGCUGGAGACGCUCAAAGCCGCCUUCGCCGCCACACCCAAGCCCACCCGCCACAUCCGGGAGCAGCUGGCGCAAGAGACCGGCCUCAACAUGAGGGUCAUUCAGGUGUGGUUUCAGAACCGACGAUCCAAAGAACGGCGGAUGAAACAGCUGAGCGCUCUGGGAGCGCGGAGACACGCCUUCUUUCGGAGUCCCAGGCGCAUGCGUCCGCUGGGCGGCCGCUUGGACGAGUCAGAGAUGUUGGGGUCCACCCCGUACACUUACUACGGAGAUUACCAAGGCGACUACUACGCUCCCGGAGGCAACUACGACUUCUUCGCGCACGGGCCGCCGUCGCAGGCGCAGUCCCCGGCCGACUCGAGCUUCCUGGGUGCCUCAGGGCCCGGCUCGACGGCGCUGGGCGCCCUGGAGCCCCCGCUGGUGGGCGCGCACGCCGCCGACAACCCCCGCUUCACCGACAUGACCUCGCACCCCGACACGCCGAGCCCGGAGCCGGGCCUGCCGGGCGCGCUGCACCCCAUGCCGGCGGAGGUGUUCGGCGGCGGCCCCAGCCCGCCCUUCCCCAUGAGCGGCGCCGGCGGCUACAGCGGGGCGCUGGCGCACCCCAACCCCGAGCUCAACGAGGCCGCCGUGUGGUAAGGCCGAGGGCUGGGCCGCCCCCUCCCCU
Messenger RNA from Perognathus longimembris pacificus (Pacific pocket mouse), 1237 nucleotides. RefSeq names its product LIM homeobox 5 (gene Lhx5). The record is from RefSeq and is a predicted model, not a curated record. Gene Ontology annotation, biological process: neuron differentiation; regulation of transcription by RNA polymerase II. Gene Ontology annotation, molecular function: RNA polymerase II transcription regulatory region sequence-specific DNA binding; DNA-binding transcription factor activity, RNA polymerase II-specific. Lineage: Eukaryota; Metazoa; Chordata; Mammalia; Rodentia; Heteromyidae. The coding region runs from base 1 to 1209 and encodes 402 amino acids. The transcript is spliced from 5 exons. Gene Ontology annotation, cellular component: nucleus.